Molecule: messenger RNA, 2891 nt
Organism: Humulus lupulus (European hop)
Lineage: Eukaryota; Viridiplantae; Streptophyta; Magnoliopsida; Rosales; Cannabaceae
Product: chloride channel protein CLC-a-like
Exons: 6
Coding region: 128-2470 (780 amino acids)
Biological process (GO): transmembrane transport; chloride transport
Cellular component (GO): intracellular membrane-bounded organelle; plant-type vacuole membrane
Molecular function (GO): voltage-gated chloride channel activity; nitrate:proton symporter activity
Source: RefSeq, a predicted model, not a curated record
UUAUGAUAACUGUUCUUCUAUUUUGAGGAGUUUUGUCUGAACAGAAAAAAGUUGAACUCUUUUUGAUUCCAAAUCCAAACCAAGAGGGAGGAGACACAGAGAAGAAACUGUAGUCUCUGGUAUUGUAAUGGAACAAGAUUCAAGGCUCCAUGGAGAAUCAACAGAAGGUGAUUUGGAAGCUAGAGACCCAGAAACCAACCCUCUAAGGCAGACUCUGCUCAAGCGAAACACAACACUUUCUUCCAACCAUUUAGCCAUUGUUGGCACCAAAGUCUCCCAUAUAGAGAGUUUGGAUUAUGAAAUCAAUGAAAAUGAUCUCUUCAAGCAAGACUGGAGAACCAGAUCCAGAGUACAAGUUCUUCAGUACAUAUUCUUGAAAUGGACAUUGGCUUGCCUUGUGGGGCUCCUCACUGGAAUAAUCGCCACUCUUAUCAACCUUGCUGUUGAGAACAUUGCCGGUUAUAAGCUUCUAGCUGUAUUUGCUUAUAUAGAACAAGACAGGUACUUCAUGGGGCUUCUGUAUUUCACAGCAGCCAAUUUUUUUCUGACCAUGGUUGCUGCUGUUCUGUGUGUGUGGUUUGCUCCCACGGCGGCUGGUCCUGGUAUUCCUGAGAUCAAGGCUUAUCUCAAUGGAGUUGACACUCCCAACAUGUUUGGUGCAACCACAUUGAUUGUCAAGAUAGUUGGAAGCAUUGGAGCUGUUUCAGCUGGCCUGGAUCUUGGAAAGGAAGGACCUCUUGUGCACAUUGGCAGUUGCAUAGCUUCUUUGUUAGGACAAGGGGGCCCUGAUAACUACCGGAUUAGAUGGCGAUGGCUUAGGUAUUUCAAUAAUGACCGCGACCGACGGGAUCUCAUCACCUGUGGUUCUUCCUCAGGGGUUUGUGCAGCCUUCCGUUCGCCUGUUGGUGGCGUUCUUUUCUCCCUCGAAGAGGUGGCUACAUGGUGGAGAAGCGCCCUGCUAUGGAGAACUUUCUUCAGCACAGCAGUUGUGGUGGUGGUUCUCAGGGCAUUCAUUGAGAUAUGCAAUAGUGGACAAUGUGGGCUGUUUGGAAGGGGAGGACUGAUCAUGUUUGAUGUAAGCAGUGUUCCUGUUACGUACCAUGCAAUGGACAUUAUCCCUGUUGUUUUAAUUGGUGUCAUUGGUGGACUUCUGGGAGCCCUUUACAACCAUGUUCUUCACAAGGUCCUUAGGCUGUACAAUCUCAUUAAUCAGAAGGGAAAAAUCCCCAAGCUCCUCCUCAGUCUUGGUGUAUCACUCUUUACUUCUGUGUGCCUAUAUGGUCUACCUUUCCUUGCCCCUUGUACAGCCUGUGAUCCUUCUCUUGAAGAGUCUGCUUGCCCCACUAAUGGACGAUCAGGCAACUAUAAGCAGUUCAACUGCCCCAAAGGAUACUAUAAUGAUCUAGCAACUCUACUCCUUACCACCAAUGAUGAUGCAGUUCGCAACAUCUUUUCGACGAACUCUGCAGGCGAAUAUAAUCCUGUCUCCCUUCUAAUCUUCUUUGCACUCUAUUGCGUCUUAGGACUAAUCACAUUUGGUAUCGCCGUGCCAUCUGGGUUGUUCCUUCCUAUUAUCCUCAUGGGAUCAGCUUAUGGCCGUCUGCUCGGUAUGGCAAUGGGAUCUCACACAAGUAUUGAUCAGGGGCUCUACGCUGUUCUUGGUGCAGCCUCUCUCAUGGCUGGUUCAAUGAGGAUGACUGUGUCGCUCUGUGUGAUAUUUCUUGAACUCACCAACAAUCUUCUUUUACUACCCAUAACCAUGAUUGUCCUCUUAAUUUCCAAAACCGUGGGAGAUAGUUUCAAUCUAAGCAUCUAUGAGAUUAUACUGGAGUUGAAAGGCCUGCCUUUCUUGGAUGCAAAUCCAGAACCUUGGAUGAGGAAUCUCACUGUUGCAGAGCUUGCUGAUGCCAAGCCGCCAGUCGUUACACUUAAUGGAAUUGAAAGGGUGUCUCGGGUUGUGGAAGUUCUCAGAAACACUACACAUAAUGGUUUCCCUGUUGUAGAUGAUGGGGUGUUACGGCCUGUGGGAGUGGGCGUUGAGGUAACCGAAUUGCAUGGAGUAAUCCUCAGAACUCACCUGCUCCAAGUGCUAAAAAAGAAAUGGUUUCUGACAGAGAAACGAAGAACAGAAGAUUGGGAAGUGAGAGUGAAAUUUACCUCAGUUGAUUUGGCCGAAAGGGAAGGAAAAAUUGAAGAGGUGACAGUGACAAGGGAUGAAAUGGAGAUGUACAUAGAUCUGCAUCCCCUGACAAAUACAACACCUUACACGGUGGUAGAAAGUAUGUCUGUGGCAAAAGCUAUGGUUCUCUUCAGAUCAGUGGGGCUCCGCCAUAUGCUCAUUGUACCAAAGUAUCAAGCAGCCGGGGUGCCUCCGGUGGUUGGCAUUUUGACAAGGCAGGACUUGCGGGCACACAACAUUUUGUCUGCUUUUCCACAUCUGGCAAGAUCUAAGAGCAGAGAGAAGCCAUGAACAUCUAUAAUCAAAGAAUGGCGGCAUUGACUUUCUUGGCGCAAGAUGUCUCAUUCUUUAUUCUUUAAAAAGUUUGAUCAAGUUAUACACAUUCUCUCAUCAGAGACUAAGAGGGUCCAAUAAGAUGCCAAAAAGAUAUGUAAAGCUUCAUUCAAAUUCUCAGAGAGCCACAUAAGAUGCCACGGUCCACAGGGACAUAAAAUCAAAUUUCAAUUAUUCUUUUUACAUGAAUUUCAGUCAAAGGAGAACAAAAUUUCAUUUCUUCUACAGAAAAAAAAAAACCAUCAAAAAAGGUGUGGAGGAUUUUGGUCAGAGAUUUUUGUUUUGCUUUUCAUUCUUCUUCUUCUUCCAAGAACCGCACUAUGAAUAUAUAUAUAUUUUUUGAGAGAGAGUAAAAUAGACUUGUAAUUUUCACUUGUCA